AUGGCAACUGUCUCAAUGUUCUCUGCUGCUGCCAGAAGGCAAGGUUGCCCUCAUCACAGAUUCACAGGAGGAGCUAGUGGAAUUGGUGAAUGUGCUGCUAAAUUUUUUACCAAACAUGGUGCUAAAGUCAUGAUUGCUGAUGUUCAAGAUGAUAUGGGCCAAUCUGUUUGCAAAGACUUAGGCUCGUCAGUAGCCUCAUACAUCCAUUGCGAUGUCACGAAUGAAGCUCAUGUACAAAAUGCAGUGGACUCAACAAUUGCUCAAUACCAAAAACUUGACAUCAUGUUCAAUAAUGCAGGCAUAGUAGGCUCUAUAAUACAGGUGCAUGUCCCAAACCACCGGUGA
Molecule: messenger RNA, 345 nt
Organism: Beta vulgaris subsp. vulgaris (sugar beet)
Lineage: Eukaryota; Viridiplantae; Streptophyta; Magnoliopsida; Caryophyllales; Amaranthaceae
Product: secoisolariciresinol dehydrogenase-like
Exons: 2
Coding region: 1-345 (114 amino acids)
Source: RefSeq, a predicted model, not a curated record